Hyphopichia burtonii NRRL Y-1933 is the source of this 1015-nucleotide messenger RNA. It is a transcript of the gene CYT1, whose product is annotated as ubiquinol--cytochrome-c reductase catalytic subunit. The transcript has a single exon. Bases 112 to 972 code for a protein of 286 amino acids. NCBI's taxonomy places the organism in Eukaryota, Fungi, Ascomycota, Pichiomycetes, Serinales, Debaryomycetaceae. The record is from RefSeq and is a predicted model, not a curated record. Gene Ontology annotation, molecular function: heme binding; electron transfer activity. Gene Ontology annotation, biological process: mitochondrial electron transport, ubiquinol to cytochrome c.
CUUUUCUUGUAUCUCUAAGCUAUUCAUUCAGUUCAUUUAACAUAAGAUUUUAAUUAUUCAUUUUUCAAUUUGAUCAUUUUUUAUAACAUAUAAUAUAAUUGCAUAAUAAAGAUGUUCAAAUCAAGAAUAGCUAAUCCAAUGUUUCAAAGAAUUCUUGCUACUUCAUUUGGAGUUAGUGGAUUAACUGCAUCAUAUAUUUUAUAUCAAGAUAGUGUUUCUGCUAAUGCUAUGACUGCUGCUGAACACGGGUUACAUCCACCAGCUUAUGGAUGGUCCCAUAAUGGUAUGUUUGAUACUUUUGAUCAUGCAUCAAUUAGAAGAGGUUUCCAAGUUUAUAGAGAAGUUUGUGCUUCAUGUCAUUCAUUAGAAAGAAUUGCAUGGAGAAAUUUAGUUGGUGUUUCUCAUACUACUAGUGAAGCUAAAGCUUUUGCUGAAGAAUUAGAAUAUGAUGAUGAACCAGAUGAUGAAGGUAAACCAAAAAAGAGACCAGGUAAAUUAGCUGAUUACAUACAAGGUCCUUAUGAAAAUGAACAAGCUGCUAGAUCUGCUAAUCAAGGGGCUUUACCUCCAGAUUUAUCUUUAAUUGUUAAAGCUAGACAUGGUGCUUGUGAUUAUAUUUUUGCUUUAUUAACCGGUUAUCCUGAAGAACCUCCUGCUGGUGUUGUUUUACCUCCUGGUUCUAAUUAUAAUCCUUAUUUCCCAGGUGGUUCUAUUGCUAUGGGUAGAGUUUUGUUUGACGAUUUGGUUGAAUAUGAAGAUGGUACUCCUGCUUCAACUUCUCAAAUGGCUAAAGAUGUUGUUACUUUCUUAAAUUGGGCUUCUGAACCAGAACAUGAUGAAAGAAAGAAAUGGGGUUUGAAAACUAUCAUUGUUGUUUCCUCCUUAUACUUAUUAAGUGUCUGGGUUAAAAGAUUCAAAUGGCAACCAGUUAAAAACAGAAAAAUCAGAUUCGACCCUCCAAAGAAACAUUAAUCACUGAUUAAUACCUAAUUAUCUGAAUAUCUGUUUAUCUUGU